Messenger RNA from Topomyia yanbarensis, 5202 nucleotides. Its product is annotated as protein amalgam-like. NCBI's taxonomy places the organism in Eukaryota, Metazoa, Arthropoda, Insecta, Diptera, Culicidae. Gene Ontology annotation, cellular component: neuron projection. The record is from RefSeq and is a predicted model, not a curated record. Bases 1950 to 3521 code for a protein of 523 amino acids. The transcript has 13 exons.
UUCCGUGCGGUUGGUUCAACGUGAACACUGACGUCGGUCGAGUCGUUUGAUCCGUGGUUUUAUGGCAAACGAUAAGAGUGGUGGGAACUAAAUCCGGUUUGUGGUCGCUCGAGCGCUCAAAUUCACAGUGGCAGUUAACUGCUUUCGAGGGCGGUAGAAGUUUCCGUAACCUUGCCGUUCGAUAGAUGACGGAAUGAUUGGGCGUUGAAGGUUUACAGGUGGUGGUGCAUUUAGUUUUCCCGCCCGCCUUCAAACAAUGAACGUCAAUGAAUGAACGGCUUAUGUGCGAGCGAAUGAUAGUUUAGCCGGUCCGUACCGAAGGAUUGAACUAACUGGUGCCUGUUCUGGUUGUGAUAGGACACGUAGAAGGAAGCACACCAAGAAUAACGACGGCGAUGAUUGCUACAAUGAUGGUGAAUUCGGUGUGUUAAAUUUCAAUUUAUUAGCACUGUGCGACGUGGUGUGAAAGGCAGUUUCCGUCAGUUGAUUUGAAAGCGUAUCCUGCUGUGCUCUGGUUGAACGUCGUGGGAUACUUCUUCGAGUGUGGAAAACAUCCAUAAAACAUAGCAAAUAACAGUGUGUCCCGGUGGUGAUAGAGAACCGGCCCAAAACGGGUGGAAAAAGUUGAGUCUUUCGAGCGUUAAACGUGUAUGUAUAGUAUAACCACCAAAAGUUGGGAAAGUACAGGACAAAAAAAAGGCCGAACAAAGCCAAAGUGUAAAAACUGAGCAUCCGAAGAGAAGCAAGCAGACAAGCAGCCGCUUAAUUUCGGAAGGCAACAUCAAGCGUGAAAGUGAGAAGCCAAGUGAAACAGGAGAUAAAAUAAAAUAAAUUCACAUCGUUCAGCCGAAAAGUGAGAUUUUCCAGUGACUGCCAACCCUGGGCAUAGCGAGCUGGGAAGAAGCGGGGUAAAAUUGAAACAACGGUAAAAGGCAUUAUUUUCAAGUCCAGUUGGUGAAAAACAUAGUCGAGCUAUACAUAUCUCAGCUAGUCAGUGGUGGUUCAUAUUAAUAUUGCCGGUACUGGUCUCUCGGGGAUCAUCAUCUUUAUCUACUGAACAGUUGGCGGUAGUCUAUCAGGUUUCUUUCGAUUCUAACGUGACUCACCUUGGCGGAAUCGCUCCGAUCGUGGUCCCAGCUCAGGUCAGACGAUGCGACCCGGAUUGGGGGCAGAUAUUACCGGCUAAGCCGAUUAUGCUGUCUGUCACAUGCUCGAAUAGCUGAAGGUGCCGCAUAUUAUCCGAGCAGCAGCAGCCAGCGUCGUCAUCCGACAAUCCGAGAGCGUGUUGGACGAGUACAAGUCACCGCAGACAGGAUCCAUCGUUCCAGCCCUGAUGUUACGCAUAUUCCGAUAGGAGAAGUCCAAGGAAAUAUUCUUCAGUGUGCGUUCUGGAGCGUCCAAUUCAUCCGAGCGUCUGGCAAGUAGCCGGAAAGAAAACAAUCACCAUAGCGGUCGCCAUUAAAAUGUAACAACCAGCAAACCACUGGAAGCGAUCAUCCUCGGUAACGCGCAACGCUGUCCGACAGGAGGAAAAUUGGUCUUUUCCUACCGCCCGCCCAUAUCUGCUGGCAGCCAGCCCGAUAGCAUCAGCUGCACACCAGGACUACGCUUCCGCUGCAAUUAGGGAUUGCUUCACCGAAAAAACACUCGACUCACGGUGACGGUGCCGGUUAGUGCAGUGCAAUUGUGAGAAUGCAUUCGAUAGAGCGGUUUAGUGGUCGGAGUGGAGCACACUUCUAGACAAGGGGUAAAAACGGAACAAAGAAGAAAAAGUGCACAAUAGUAACGGUGGAAAAUAAAAGCAUUCUGGUUGGAGAUCUGUGUGGAGAAAAGUGCUGGAAAUCGGUGCUCAUAGUGAUAGUAUAGUGGUUCGGGUGGGAGCAUAAAUAUACCAAAGUGGCGCGGAAAACUGCAACGGGAGCAACAGAGUGCCGAAACGGAGCCUAGAAAUGGGACACAUAAAUUUUGUGGAGCUAAAGCUUUUGUUGAAUGUACUGUUCGUAGCGAUACUGGUCCACGGUCAUGGCUCACAAUCUGAUUCGCAGCCGGAGUUUUUGGCUCCACUUGAUAAUCUCACGGUGACGCAGGGACGCGACGUGUCAUUCACCUGCGUGGUGAACAAUCUAGGACAAUACCGGGUGGCUUGGAUAAAAUCCGACUCGAAGGCAAUUCUGGCCAUCCACACCCACAUGGUGGCGGUGAAUCCGCGCCUGUCGGUCACGCACAACGGACACAACACCUGGAAGCUGCACAUCUCGCACGUACAGCUCAAUGACUCCGGAAGCUACAUGUGCCAAGUGAACACGGAUCCAAUGCGGCAUCAGUCCGGAAAUCUGGACGUGGUAGUCCCCCCGGACAUAUUGAACACUAACGAUCCGAACAGUGCCUCCCUGGAGGAGGGAAUCGCCAACGAGGGCGGCAACAUUCAACUCGUGUGCCAAGCGGUCGGGGUGCCUCUACCAAAUGUACAAUGGCGCCGGGAGGGUGGCAAAGAUAUCGUCGUACGGUCCGACGGACGGGAGAAACAAGUGGUGAAAUUGGUUGAAGGAGAACGGUUGGUGCUGAAUCAGGUGCAGCGAACCGACAUGGGCGGGUACCUGUGCAUCGCUUCGAACGGAGUGCCUCCUUCGGUUAGCAAGCGGUACGACGUGCAAGUAAACUUUCCACCCAGCGUGAAAGCCGGCAAUCAGUUGGUGGCAGCUCCGGUCGAAAGUCACGUCAUGUUGCAGUGCACCGUGGAAUCAUUCCCAACGCCGCUCAAUGGGUGGUACAAAAACGAUGGAAUCAAACUGUACGAGGGCGAAAAGUACGUCGUCACCGAGGAAAAACUGAACGCCUUUACCUGGCAGCUUAAUUUAACGGUGAAAAAUCUCCAGAAAACAGAUUUCGGAGCGUACGCAUGUUCCAGUAUUAACGCUCUGGGGAAGGCCGACGCCCGGAUACGAUUACAAGAACUUCGAUUGCCGCCGAAACCGACAACUACCCCGACACCGUACGUGCCGCCAACGCAGAAGCAGCCCCGCCGGAAGCAGCAUCAUCAGAGCCACGGUAAGGCAAGUCACGAUGGCAACGGAAAAAGUGGUUUGGGCGGUGGCUUCAACCGAGACAGCUACAUCAUCAAUCACAUCCAGGAGAACGACCUGCUCGGCGGGUUCGGAUCGGACGUGCCCCCCCGAGGAGGUCCCGGAGCGAACGGCGGUGGUCUCGGUGGCUACGGUUCCGGUGCGGGUGUGUACGGUGGCACCGGAAGCAGCAACAGCGGCGGAACUGGCCCCAGCGGAAGCAGCCUGGAGAAGGCACGCAACACCCAAAUGCCUGCGUCCAUCCCGUCGCGGCAGCCACCCCACUGGAUACGAAACAGCGGUUCGGCAUCGUGCAGCCGGGGCCCGUUCGGGUUCGGUGCGGGCUGGCUCGACGGAUCACUGCUGUUGCCACCCCAGCGAAGGGGGUUGGCGGCAGCCUUCGUAAGCUGUUGUUUACUGAUGAUUUAUAGCCUGUUGAUGUUGCUGACAUUUACAUGAAAUUAUGUCUAUGGGUGUUAUCACUACUGUUAGGAUGCGUGUGCAUAUUAUCAUCAUUAUAAAUACAUCUAUAUCGGAGGGCAUAUAUCGGAGGGGCUGAUCGGUUUCGCCGUGGAUGAGCGGGAUAACAAUCGGAGUGCGCUUGGAUGGAUCAAAUUUUAUGCGCGAGAUGAGUUUUGUAAUUAAAUCUGUUUCAUCUUCGAAUCUGUUUCAUCUUUUCUCAGGCUUCAGUUAAAGAACUGAUAUUUUAGGAAAGGAUUAUUGUUAGAUGAAAAAUAGCUUAGAUGAAAAAUAGUUUAUAUUAGUUUAUAACAGAUACUACAUGACGAAUUCCAGUGAAAUGUCUCGUGCGCGCAUACUUCUAGCGCUAUGAUAUGUCUAAUAGUAUAUUUUACACUUUUCUUUUAAAUGAUUUGAUGGUUUUGUUUCGAUUAUAGAGGUUUUAACCGUAAGGUCAUUCGCCUCUUUUUUCGGAUUAGAAAAACUUAUAACCCUAUAUUAAGAGGUACGCUAUGUCCGCUCUGCUAAAAAAAUAUUUCGUUUAUUUACAAGGUUAUUUUUUUCUUCUUUUUAUAUUAGUGAGGAUCUUCAAAUCCCUCAUUCGCAUUUUGCAAUUGCGUGUAAAGACGUUUUUUGCAAUGGGGAAGUAUUUAUGACAUCGCCUGCUGCAUCUUGGUUACCAUUUAUUUCUUACUCAUGCAUGUCUUUAUCGAUAAUUCUGUCAUGGUGUUUUUAAAAACAGAUCCUCUUUAUUGCCAUGACUGUGAGCCCGUUGGUAUUUGCUUCCUUGCUGAUGUGGCUGACUGUUGUCGUGGAGAUACUGGCCGCAGCUUUGCCAGUUCUCACUAUGGCCUGAAUAGCAAACACAAAUUUAGCAGUUGGUGGUCCAGGGUAUGGUAUUAAAGACAGUUUCUUGCAUUUCAAUGUUAUGAUUUUGAUGAGUUUUCAGUAGCGCUUUCGGAACACGGUUUUCCUUAGUGUGUCGUCGAAUCACAAAUCUGACACGUAUUAAUUUGUCCUUGAUAUGCGCAACGCGUGGAUGGAGGCAAAUCAAGUCUCCAUCAACUAAUCUCGACCCCAUGGUGCACUGGUCGAGUUGGCGCGAAAUCCCUCGUUGACUGUAACCAUCUUGUGUAACCACAGGCGAUUUAUUAUUGCAACAUAAGGGUAAUAAUUCUAAAAUGUAAUAGUAAACAUGCACCAGCCAAUCAAAAAAGUACUUUUACCAACACUCCAAUGAUUUGCUCACUCCAAACACCACAAUUCAAAAAUGAAAUAGGGACGCGCCCGUGAUAUGUCAGAUAUGAGUCAGAGUAAAUACUGAAAUGCAUUUAAAAACAAUUACCCCCUCCUGGCACUACUGAUGUAAAUGAAUUUAGGCUGCAAAUCGGUUGCCGUUUUGUAUGUACAUAUACAGUUAAUUUUAACGGCAGAAAGGUUACACGGUACGCGGUGUCACAGUGGGUAAGCUCCCACUGAAAUGACCACCACAGCGGGCUCAUCCCUAUAAGCUACCGAGGAUAGUGCUGUGGUGUCGGGGGAAAACAGUACAUUACACACAACGAAUGUCCAAUUACCAUAAACGAGGUGCGUAUCGAAAAAUAACACACACAUGCAAGGGUAGGGUGCAUUUUAUUGAAUUUAUUCAUUACAUGCGCCCGAUUUGAGUUUGUUUUUGAAC